Messenger RNA from Peniophora sp. CBMAI 1063, 3477 nucleotides. NCBI's taxonomy places the organism in Eukaryota, Fungi, Basidiomycota, Agaricomycetes, Russulales, Peniophoraceae. The record is from the annotation of a GenBank genome assembly.
AUGAGACGGUUUGGCAUCGGCGACAAUGCUCGGCAGCGCAAACGCCAUGCUGGUGGAUUCCUCUUCGAUAUCCAAGCACCCAAGCUCUCAUCUAGCACGUUCCUCACCCCCCCCAUUGGGCACCUCUCUACCUUCACAUUCGUCUCCGACAAGCUACCGGUACAGAAUGAUGGCCCACCUGCUUUGGCGCAUAGUGGCCCCGGAGGAAAGUCUGUGAUGCUCAAUAGCGUUAUAAUCAAACUAGGUGCCGAGAAGCUUGCCGAUGCAUUCAAGACACCCUUCCGCGGCAUAUGUCUUAAAGACGCGGAAGCUCAGAAUGAGGAAAACGUCGCGGCCGAACCCAUUCACGAGUCCUUGCCCGAAAGCGAUACAGGCUUGACAUCGACAGCACCCCAACCGGACAAGCCGUCCAUUUCUCGGCGCCUUCGAAAACUCUUCAACGAGUUCCCGAUACUGCCAUGGAAGAUGAGAUGGCGUGAGCUCUUCCUACGGGAAAGUAUACGCCUGGACGGUCGCGCCGAGGCAUUGGGUCUAACGAGCUGCCCCGGGUGUCAUAAAGAAGGAUUUCCUGAUUACCGGUGCGAAGAUUGCCGUGGCGCGGACCUUUGCAAAGAUUGUACUCUGCACUGGCACCGGUACUCGCCUUUGCACAGAAUCGAGCGUUAUAAUGAAACGAAGGGGUUCUACGAGAAAGUGAAUGGGUCUGAACUGGGGAUUCGUAUUCAACUCAUGCACCGACCCGGCGAAGUUUGCAACUUUCGCUCCCUUCAUUCGAUAAGCGACUUCACCGUGAUACAUACCAAUGGCAUUCACCAAAUUCCUGUCGACUUUUGCAAGUGCGAACUCGGACGUGACAUUCCGUACCAUAUCCAGCUGAUGCGAUGGCGUUUCUGGCCUGCUACAUGCGAAAACCCACAGACGGCGACCACCUUCGAGGCCCUAGAUCUGUUUACGCGACUGUCAGUACUGGGCCGACUGAACGUGUACGACUUCUACCGUGCUCUGGAAGCGGCGACCGAUGCGGCAAAACUCAAAGGGGUCGCCUGUGUGAGGCAACAGUUGUCUAAUUGUGUUCGCCAAUUUCGCCAUAUCAUGAUGUUUAAGCGAGCUGGUCGAGGGCACGAACCUGGUGGGAUUGCCGGAACUCCAUCAGGAGCUUGUGCGGUCCGUUGCCCCGCUUGCCCGAACUUCGAGCUCAACGAGGAUAAAGACGAUACCGAGGGCCUAUAUUCGUGGCUUAAGCGCGUCAUCCUGGCGUUAGAUGCCAACUUUCGACUAUCCAACAAGUUGCGAUGUUCGUCAAAGGAGACAGACCCGCAUCUCACGGACGGCAAGGCAUACAUGGCACCUUGGAAGGACUAUGAAGCCCAUACAGCUGCAACUGUGAAGGAGUUGGCCCAGCCUUCCACGUGUAAUAAAUUCGCUGCUGUCGAGAUGGCGAAUGCAAGGGGUGGAAAGGGGCAACGUUCUACCGGCGUGGCUGCAUGCUUAUGUGCACGUCAUGAGAUAGUUCAACCCCUCGGCGUGGCCCCUUUGCGCAAAGGAGAGCGUUAUGAAUCGAUCGACUGGAUAUUAUGUGGCGCACUGUCGCAUAUUCAUGCUCUGGAAGUGACUAUCUCAUACGACGUCGUUUGCCAGUACUGCAAGAAACUUGCAGCUCGCCUCGCGCUCAUACCAUGUACGCGCGUUAUCUGGGCGGGCGCACAGACGUUUGCUUCACUACUCGGCGAAGGACGCAUCUCUUACGUGGUCCCUAAGUUCCACCUCUACGCCCACAAGGUCCAUUGUCAACUCCGAUUUGCAUUGAAUUGGCUCUUUGGAACGGCCGUUACAGACGGUGAAGCGCCGGAGCGCCUGUGGUCAAAUACCAACGCGGCGGUAUCAAGUUUACGCGAGAUGGGUCCUGGCGGUAACAACGACGUGCUGGAUGAUAUGUUCGGUGCAUGGAACUGGCAAAAAACGUGCCGCAUGAAUUCGUCCCUAUUGUUGCGAAUGGAUCGUGCGCUUGAUGAGGGCGAAAUGAUCACCGGUGUUUAUACGGAUCUUACCAGAGCGUUGCGAGCAAUGCAACCCGAGAAGCUCACCAAGACGGACAAUGCCGUCAAGGCUUGGGAUAGCGGCGACAAGACUAAGAUGAAGGACUCGCAAUGCCCAUACUACGCGAAGAAACAAGGCGAGACGCGUAUUGACCUCAGGCUUUAUCAUGAAGACCCUACAGAUAAGCAGGCCACGGCGAGGACCAAGGCACUCAACGUAUUGGUUCAAUCCAUCAUCGGUUUCCGCGCGGAACAAGAAGCUUGUAUGCCAUCGACGCAUGCUACUUUGACGGACGAAGAACGGUAUCCUGACCGGGAGAGCGCCAUGACCGUCCAAUUGUGCUUGCCCUCGGACCCUCCAGACGGAGACGAGUUGCAUGUUCCUGCCGCGGCACGAGUAGUCGAGAGCAGGCUUCGGUGGGCGGCUAUGGUGGACGAGCUUGAUCGCCUCUUACACCAGUUGCGCUUGAAGGGCUGUCUACACAAGUUCAAGGUGGCGCACAUCACCGGUCAGAACAUGAGUAUCAGCGCUCAAGCCACGCAAGCCGCUGUCAACACCCACAUCAAGAAGGCUGCUGAUGCUUACAGGCGCCAUCGGGCUGCCUAUCUCAAACUCGAGGGCAAGGGUCCUUGGGAGGACACCAUGCGCGAGCUACAGGACUCGGAUUGUCGCUCCUUGGGCGAUAGGCUCAUCGAGCAGAUUGAGAAGAUGUCGCAUAAGCGUGUGACGGCUUUUCUCCAGGGAAAGCGGAAAGCAGAUUCAUCCGGCGAAACGAACUACAAGUUGCCAUGGAUUUGGUUCAACUGGACCGAGACAUCGGAUGAUGCGGUAUCCGACGAACUCAUGGCGGAGUGGGCCAAAUCCCGCGCGAGCGCCAUACACUGGGUGCAAGAAGUUCGUCUUGUCGACGCUGAAAUGCAACGCGUUCUGAACUUCAACGAAUCCAUGGCUCGCAUUUGGGAUUUACGUCGCGAUUGUCACGAAACCAUCGAUGUUGGGGAAGAUCAAGGGUGGGCUUGCGACGAUGGUUGGGUCGACGGUAUGCACGCUUAUGCAUCAAAACAAGCCUACAUCCGCAGAGCACAAGCCGAUAAGUGGCGCAUGGAGUUUGCUCCAUUGAGAGCGGAAGCACGGAGGUUCUUGGCGGUGCAUACGGACGACGGACUUUCCGUUGACCCCUCGACAAUACUGCCAGCCAGAGAAGUGGAGGAGAUGAAGCACCAGAUUCACACUCGUCGUGACAGGCGCAAGAAAGCGAAACGCCCUCGGCCAGCGAAGGACGACGCUACGCACAAAUCUGCGCCACGGGACGACGAGGACGAUUCUGACGAACCGGCACUCGGUGCUCACGAUGGUCAGGCAUCGAACAAGAGGAAGCGAUGCAACACAGCCAAGCCAAAGAGUAGCAGGAAGAGACAGCGAAAACAGCUCUCCGAAUAG